AUGAGCAGCCUGGUGAGAUUCCUUUUGCUGAGCCUGCUCUGCGGCUCGCUGGCCUCUGGCCAGGACAGUGCCAGCGGGAGUGACCAGCAGUUGACCUCCACCCGAGAGGCGGCCACAGCAACGGAGGCGGCCCGGGGACUGGCCAGCAGCUAUGAGCCGGAGGACAAGCAAGCGCUGCGCAAGAACUCACACAUUUUCAUGGGCAUCUACAAGAACUACAAGAGCACCUAUCUGGGCAACAAGACGACCAGUGAGUACAAGAAGCGGCUAAGGGAUCGUGUCAGUGCGCCUCAAAUGGCGGGCAACGAGGCUCAACUGAGUCCGGCGGAGCAGCCGGAGGCUGGGGAUGUUCUGGCCGAGGAAAUCCGCCAGGAUGCCAAUGCUGAGGCCUUGCUGGAGGCCCAAACAGAGUUGCCCAGUUACGACGACAGUGAAACGUCGGCGGGCAAAAAGAGGCGCAAACGCAAGCGCAAGGAUCGCAACAAGAGGCGCGAGGAGUUGGAUGCCGAAACGGAUCGACCAGAUGAGGCUGACCAGGAGGAGGAAGGCAUUGAGAGAUAUCAUGUGGGCCCCGGGCUCAAUGUCAGCCUGGACAUGAGCAACGACAUUGUGCACGUGAAGCUGGAUGGCGAGAACCUCAAGGAGAUUAUAGCCGCCCGUUGGCUAACCUCGGAUAACAGCGAAGAAGGUCGCGGCAAGAAGUAUGAUAUGAUCACCAAGGUCCUGCCUCUCUUUAUCCUGCCCUUCCUCAUCCAGUCAGCCAUCGUUCCCUUCCUGGUGACCAAACUUAAGCUUCUGCUGGUCAAGUCCAUUCUGGUGGGCAAGCUGGCCAUCUUCCUGCUGAUAAUCUCGGCCAUCAAGAAUGGAAACAAGAUGGUCCAGAGCUACGAAGUGCCCUCAUACUGGGCCGGCGAGCCGAGCCGGAGAUCUGAGCUGGCCGCCGCCGCCUCCUCCGCGGCUGCCGCCUACAAUGGCUACCGGGUGGAGGGCAAGCCGACCACCUGGAUCAGCUAG
Drosophila serrata is the source of this 1014-nucleotide messenger RNA. It is a transcript of the gene Osi22, whose product is annotated as Osiris 22. Lineage: Eukaryota; Metazoa; Arthropoda; Insecta; Diptera; Drosophilidae. The record is from RefSeq and is a predicted model, not a curated record.